AGAUCCGAUGGGAGGAAUUCUGUACAAUAUAUUUCACCGUUGGAACGAUCAUGGCUAACAUAUAAUCGUCAGGUUAACGAACGACGGAAAUGCCAUUCUUCGAGAAAUUGAUGUAGCUCAUCCCGCCGCGAAGAACAUGAUUGAGCUUAGUCGCACGCAAGAUGAGGAGUGUGGAGAUGGAACUACAAGUGUAAUCAUCCUGGCGGGUGAGAUUCUUGCACAAUCGCUGUCUCAACUGGAACGAGAUAUCCAUCCUGUUGUCAUCAUCUCCGCUUAUAACAAGGCACUGAAAGAAGCUCUGGAUAUUAUCCAGCGGAUAUCGGUGCCGAUCGACGUAAAAAACGACGAGGAGAUGUUGUCUCUCAUAAAGACGUCUAUCGGCACGAAGUUCGUUAUGCGAUGGUCCGAUCUCAUGUGCAAACUUGCGUUACAGGCGGUUCGAACUGUCGCGCAGGAAGAAAAUGGACUUAAAACUGUGGACAUCAAGCGAUACGCGCGUGUCGAGAAGAUACCAGGCGGGGAAAUAGAACAGAGUCAAGUAUUGAGCGGGGUCAUGUUGAACAAGGACAUCACCCACUCUCGUAUGAGACGACGAAUCUCAAACCCGAGAAUUAUAUUAUUGGAUUGCCCGUUGGAAUAUAAGAAAGGAGAGAGUCAGACGAACAUGGAGUUUUCUAAGGAAAGCGACUGGCAACGUGCUCAAGACAUCGAAGAAGAGCAGGUUAAAGCAAUGGUCAACAGAAUUCUAGAGUUCAAACCAGACCUUGUUAUCACAGAGAAGGGUGUUUCAGACCUUGCUCAACAUGUUCUGGUCAAGCAUAACGUAUCAGCAAUCCGACGAGUACGAAAGUCAGACAAUAACCGUAUCGCGCUAGCUGUUGGUGCGACCAUCGUCAAUCGGGUGGAGGACUUACGCGAUUCCGAUGUCGGGAUGAAAUGCGGUCUUUUCAACAUUGAAAAGAUUGGAGACGAGUAUUUCACUUUCCUUACCGAUUGUAACACUCCCAAAGCAUGCACCAUCGUUCUCCGAGGUCCUUCAAAGGAUAUUCUCAACGAGAUCGACCGAAACCUUGCUGAUGCAAUGUCAGUUGCCCGAAAUGUGGUUUUCAACCCUACACUUGCUCCAGGUGGUGGCGCGACAGAGAUGGCCAUCGGUGUCGGUUUGCAAGCAAAAGCAAGGAGCAUCGUCGGUGUUGAGGGAUGGCCAUUUAGAGCUGUAGCCGAUGCAAUGGAGGUCAUACCGAGGACGUUGGUCCAAAACGCUGGAGGAAAUGCAAUCCGUGUCUUGACUGAACUUCGCGCUAAACACGCAAAUGGAGAGAACUCGUGGGGAGUCAAUGGUGAGACUGGAAAGAUCGUGGACAUGAAAUCCUAUGGUCUCUACGAGUCCGCCAGCGUCAAGAUUCAAACCUUGAAGACUGCUAUUGAGGCUGCUCGGAUGUUGUUGCGAGUGGACGACGUUGUGCAGGCUGUUAGAAAAGACAGAGAGCAAAAUCAAGGUCCUCCUCCGGAGGAAAUGAUGGAAGGCUAGUGUCUAGCAUAUAUGUAUACUUUAGUGAAUGUGGUCUACUUGAGGCUCCUCGUCUUCUGAAGAUUAAGUCGAUUAAGUCCCAGUAUCAGACGCGUCAUUAACAUGUAAAUUCUUGAG
Molecule: messenger RNA, 1648 nt
Organism: Marasmius oreades (fairy-ring Marasmius)
Lineage: Eukaryota; Fungi; Basidiomycota; Agaricomycetes; Agaricales; Marasmiaceae
Gene: CCT3
Product: T-complex protein 1 subunit gamma
Exons: 6
Coding region: 137-1531 (464 amino acids)
Biological process (GO): protein folding
Cellular component (GO): chaperonin-containing T-complex
Molecular function (GO): ATP binding; ATP-dependent protein folding chaperone; ATP hydrolysis activity
Source: RefSeq, a predicted model, not a curated record